Molecule: messenger RNA, 1911 nt
Organism: Mercenaria mercenaria
Lineage: Eukaryota; Metazoa; Mollusca; Bivalvia; Venerida; Veneridae
Product: CDK5 regulatory subunit-associated protein 3-like
Exons: 14
Coding region: 147-1703 (518 amino acids)
Biological process (GO): regulation of cyclin-dependent protein serine/threonine kinase activity; regulation of mitotic cell cycle
Cellular component (GO): endomembrane system
Source: RefSeq, a predicted model, not a curated record
CUCGCCAAAAUUUGACGUUCGGGAGUGUUGAUAUUUUUUGUAACAAACCAUAUUUUUGGCAUUUUUUUACGUAUUGUGGUUGAACAGUGCCAUAUAAAAUAAGAACACAGACUCUUGUAGUGGGCUAAUAGUGGUACUGAAGAGUUAUGCAGCAAGAUGUCGAGAAUUUACCAAUUGACAUACACUUCAACAAGUUGCUGGACUGGUUAAUUGACCGGAGACACUGCAAGCAGCAAUGGCAGGCAGCAUCAUUGAUAGUGAGGGAAAAAAUCAAUGCAGCCUUAAAGGAUAUGCCAGAAAAUGAAGAGCUUGCAAAACUGUUGGAGGGAACAUAUAUCAAUUAUUUCCACUGUGAGAAGAUUGUUGAAAUACUGAAGGGAACAUCAGCAGGAGAGAAGAACAUAUUUGGCCAAUACUCAUCACAGAAAAUGAAAGACUGGAAUGACAUCAUCAGAAUUUAUGAAAAAGACUGUAUGUUUCUAGCUGAAACUGCUCAAAUGAUUAUGAGGAAUGUCACAUACGAGAUACCAGCCUUGAAGAAACAGAUCGCUAAGUGCCAGCAAGUGCAAAAGGAAUGUGAUAAGAAAGAAGCAGAUUAUGUCAGUAAAGCUGCUGAAUUGAAAAAGAAAUACAGUAAUAGCUGUAAGGAACUUGGCAUCAAGGGAGACAAGAUAAAAUCGGAGUUAGCCGCCCUUGUUCAGGAUUUACCAAAAGUUUUUGAUGAUGUAGCCACCAGAACGCAGCAACUGACUGUCGCUUUAAAAUAUUAUCAGGACUUUAGAAGUUUUCUGCUCAACAGUGAUGUACAAGAUUCAGACUGUCUCCCGAUGUUAAGAUUCAUUCAGCAGAAAGGUAACACAGUCACAUAUGAAUGGAAACAUGGUUGUAAGCCAGUCCAUAUUCAGGAAGCAUCUGUUGUCAUAGACACCAAAGAUGAGGAUGAUGUUGUUGUUGAAGAUGGAGCUGAUAUUGACUGGGGAGAUUUGAAUGGGAACACAAAUGAAGUUAAUGUUGAUGCAGAGAUAGAUUUUGACAUCUCCGGAAUCACUAUAGAAAGUGGAGGCACUGACGAAGGAAAGGGUGCAAUAGAUAUAGAAGUUGAACAGUUGGGUGAGGAGAUAGACUGGGGUGAUACAGAAGUAGAAUCUACGCAGAAAUCAUCUGUUUCAGAUGAAGGCACAGCUACUGGGGAAGAAGCACUGACUAUACUUGAUAAUCCUGCAACUAGAAACCUGUUCCUAGAUGACCUCGUAGAAUUAGAAGCAUUUCUAAACCAGCGUUUAGUGGACCUUAGUGGAGAAGGUAAUAUUCUUGCUUCUAGUCAAUUCCAAAAUGCUCCAGCUUCUAUACAGAUAGAGGCUAAACAGGUGGAAACCAUGGCAACAGAUUUGAGGAAUAUAAUUGCUCAGCUAACUUCUGUACAGAAUCAACAUCUCAUGCUGAUCAGAGAUUCUCCAAGGUAUGUUGAAAGACUGAAGGACACAUUGAAGUCCACAUUGACUCUAGCAGACAAGAUGAUUUUCUAUCAGAAAGAGACAAUAUCUAGAAGACAUGAUAUGGAAAAGGAAGAAAGGGAACUGCUCCCUAAACUAGAGGUUCUGGUAAAACGGACCAAGGAAAUGCAGAAACAGAUGGAGGGUGAAAUAUCAAAACGGUACAAGAAUAGGCCAGUGAACAUAAUGGGAGAAAUUAACAUUAUAUGAUGAAAGAUCAUAUUGUAGUCAAGUCUCAGAAAAAUUGAUCAGUUGCCAUCUAGCAUGACAGACUCAGUUACCAUAAUUGGGAAAAAAGAUGUUAUUGUCUGGAGAGAAAAUUUGCUACAUAUUAGAUGCUCUGUCAUUCUCAGGUGUGUUAAGACAAGAAUUGUCACAUUGACAGACUGUUACAGAUCAAGUGCUGCAUUUUUUUUUC